AUGGUGAGCGUGUUCCUGCGCCUGCUGAACGACUUCCCCGGCCUGCUCAGCGUAACUACGAACCGUUACCACACUUUUGAUCUCGCUGUGAAGAUCAGGGUCAGCCUGGCAGUCAAAUACGUCGCGUUGGAACACGACCACAGCCGUGAAUUGUGGCGCAGACAGCUCGUCGAACAGGAGUGCGGCGAGCAGAUCACAGAUGACCACUUGGAUACGCCGGCCAAGCAUGAUCUCAACGGGCGACAGAUUGUGCACAUUCUGGGUGUAGCCACUGCUGUGGCUCAAUUCGAAAAUGGAGAGCUAGUCAUGUCCCACAUCGAGGUCGCGAUCAAGGCCUCUGAGGAUGAAGCCGAGGAGGGUAAACAUGAAGAUCAGUACUAG
Molecule: messenger RNA, 381 nt
Organism: Fonsecaea nubica
Lineage: Eukaryota; Fungi; Ascomycota; Eurotiomycetes; Chaetothyriales; Herpotrichiellaceae
Exons: 2
Coding region: 1-381 (126 amino acids)
Source: RefSeq, a predicted model, not a curated record